CGCCUCACUCCCCUCAGUGGCUGCGGGUCCACACCCUCUGGUUCGCGCCCGCUAGGGGACCGUGUGUCCCCACACCACUCACUGCCCCGUCCCCUGCCACCCCUCUAAAAUGUCUAAUAGUCUGCAGAGCGCCUUUCUGAAAACCGCAGAGGAAAUCUCAGGCUCAGGCUCGCAUUGUGUUUCAGGCUGCAUGUACCAAGUAGUUCAGAUGGUUGGCACGGAUGGAAAAAAUCUUCUGAAAUUACUUCCAAUCCCUAAAUCAUCUGGAAAUUUUACCCCAGUAGUUCAAUCUCCAGUGGUAUCUGAUGCUUUGAAAAGGAAUACAGGAAAACCAGUUCAAGUUACUUUUCAAGCUCAGAUUUCCAGCUCUUCCACAAGUGCAUCUGUUCAAUUGCCCAUUUUUCAGCCAGCUGAUACUACAAAAUGUAUUCUUACAGAAACAAUAGAUACACCAGGAAAAGGUGGCAUUACUUCAGUGGGGACUGGAAGUUUUAUACCACCAGUUUCUAAAGUUGAAAGUCAUGAUGUGAAAAUUGAUGGACUCAAUAUGCAAACAUUUGCUAUUCCUCCCUCAACACAAGAUGAUUCAUCUCACUUUGUAGUCAGUACCCCAAGUCUUCCAGUGAAUGUGAAUUCUCCAGUCUUGCCUCCUGGACCUCAUUUACAGAUUCCAGUCCAUGCUGAAGUGAAAUCUAUACCUGAAUUAACUUUGUCUCCUUCAGUUCGGCAAAAUAUACAUGCAACUACAACCAGAAGUCCCUCAGGAAAUGUUGAGGCCUCCCAAAUACCAACAGUUAUUUAUGUAUCUCCUGCAAAUAAAGUGACAAAUAGAGUUACCAAGAGCUUUCAGAAAAUUUACCCCAAACCGGUGAUAUUAAAUACCGCGAAAAUCCCACCGAAUGUUGCUACAGAGACACAGUUAAAAAGUGGUCAGCAUUCUGACACUGCUCAAAUGAAAAUAAUUUUUCAAGAGAGUCUGCAGACUGGUAUUCCAUCCCUUGUUCCAGUUAAGUCAUCAAAUAAUGUGGAUUCAAAGAUUUCAAAAACUUUUAUAGGUAGGAAAAAAUUGAGAGAUAAUACUAUAAAUACACCUCCGUUGAAUACCAUCAGUUCUAAUGGGACACAAUCCAUAAGUGUGCCUAUUAAAGAUAACACUUUGGUAAUGCUUAAUGGGAAAGUCUAUCUGUUGACUAAAGAGGGGACACAUGGUCUGCCAUCACAAAAUGACCACCCGAAUUCUGUUUCUUCUGGUAAUCCACUAAGAAAAGAUUCAUCGCAGGUAGUAAGUUCAAGUCCAGGGACAGAAAUAUCCAAAGAGUUAAAUAGUGCUUUCAUUCAAAGUAAAUCUUGCCAGUUGGAGACAAAAUCACUUUCAAAUUCCCAGCUUGCUUCCUUGACCAGUCUAAGAGCAGAGAAGAAUGAAACAGUGGCAAGACCAUCUUUUUCUAUGGCAAGCCCACAUACUGUGAACCAAUCCAGUAACUACCAUAAACAGAGUAAGACUGUAUUUACAGACCCAGUUGGAUUUAGGACAGUUCAGAAUGCCCCCAGAAAAGGAAAUCUCAUCCAAAGCAUAGAGAAAAUAUGUUCCUCUGUUGAUGCAGCAACUGUUACUUCACAACAGUGUGUUUUCAGAGACCAAGAAUUACAGACCCAGUGUGAGAUGGCAUCGAUGUUAAAAAAAAAUACUGAAGAAAGAAAUAAGAAAUAUUCUGAAGGAAGUAAUACUAAGGCAUCAUAUCUGAAGAGUGAUGCUGAACUUAAAAAGCUAUUUGGUCUCACUAAAGAUUUGAGAGUGGGUCUUACUCGCAUUCCUGACUAUCUGGGUUCUAGAAAAGGUUCUGAUUCCGUUAGCAGUUUGAUGAAGAGUAGCUCUUACAAAGAUGCAGAGUUUGUGGUGAAGGAAGAAGAAAUAAAACAGAGUUUUUCUAAGAAAAGAAGAGCAAAAAAUAUUAAGAAGAUGGAAUACACAAAAAGGAGAAAAAUUAAGAGGGCUAGUGACACAGUCAUGAAUGGAACAGAUGUUGCCAGUUCCCAACUCCUUAGUAUUUUACCCACAUCAGAAGUACCGCAACAUAACAUUGUCACAAGCCAUAGCACAACCAGGGAAGACAAGAGAACUGAGGUAGAACAUUGCUCCCAUGAGAAGCAGGACAAAGGCACAUUAAGUUCAAGUGUAUCUUUUGAACAGAGUAAUUGUUUUAAUAAAAGCUACACUGAAGACAUUUUUCUAGUGACACCACCAGAAUUAGAAGAAACCAUCAGAGAUGAAAAAAUAAGAAGACUUAAGCAGAUUGUAAAAGAGAAAGAAGCAGCUCUUGAAGAAAUGCGUAAGAAGAUGCACCAAAAACAGUAAAAUGUCUAGGAUUUAAAGACUUGUACUACUACAGUAGUUCUCUCUCACCUGCUGGGGAUACAGUCAAGACCCCCCCCCCCCGCCCCAGUGAAUACCUGAACUGGAGAUGAUACCAAAUUCUGUAUUCUGUAUACAAAUGAUGUAAAAUCUUGAUGUUUAUUCUGAUAACUCAACAUCUGCUUUAGAUAAUAACAAGAAAGUAGGAUAUGCACUUCAGAUACACUCAAUGAAGAGGAUAAUUGAUAUCCUGAAUAGGACACUGAAAUUUUUUGUCAUGCUACUCAGAAUGGCAUAUAAUUUAAGAGUUAUGAAUUCCUCCUUUCUGGAGUUUCUCAUUGAUAUUUUGGACAGCAGAUUAUCAUGGGCGUCAGAAAACAGAAGAGGCAACUGCAGGUUACAGAGGAUUACUGUUAUUUAUAAAGGCACUCUGAAAGUGUCUUUGUAUAUAAAACUUGAGUACAGAAAAGGUUGAGUCAUUUGACUCAUUGAAAAUCUAUAUGACAUAUUUUGACUCACUUGUUUUGGAAGAAAAUUUUUGGUAUUUUUCUGUGAAAUGAAAUUCCCCAAGUUUGAAUAUUUUGUACAAAAUUUCUGUUAAUGUUAUAUCUUCUACUAAAUUCCUCAGGUCUUACACUAACAAAUAUUGUGUACUAAAAGUCUACAAUCCAAGAUAGUCAGCUGUAAGCUUAACUUUACCAUUGAGUUUCUAUGUGUACUGUCUUGAUCUUCUUACCUAUAAAAAUGAUACAACCUA
Molecule: messenger RNA, 3110 nt
Organism: Cricetulus griseus (Chinese hamster)
Lineage: Eukaryota; Metazoa; Chordata; Mammalia; Rodentia; Cricetidae
Source: RefSeq, a predicted model, not a curated record